Aegilops tauschii subsp. strangulata is the source of this 3279-nucleotide messenger RNA. NCBI's taxonomy places the organism in Eukaryota, Viridiplantae, Streptophyta, Magnoliopsida, Poales, Poaceae. The record is from RefSeq and is a predicted model, not a curated record.
AAAUCUUCUUCCAUUGCUUCAGCAUUUCCGUUAUUCAAUCUCUCUCGUGUGCACAACGGAGAAAGGGCAGCGAGACGGAGGCGGCCAAGUAGAAGAGCCAAGAAACUGAUGGCGGGAGCCGAGAGCGCGCGGCCGGCGCCUCCGGUGCUGCCGUGGACGGUGCGGCUCCAGGUGCUCGCGCUCGGGGCCGCCUGCGACCUCUCGCAGCGCCGCGACGGCACCGUGAACCGCUUCCUCUUCUCGCUCGUCGACCGCCAGACCCCGGCGAGGCCGCGCCCGGACGCGCUCGGCGUCCGCUCCGCCGACGUCGUUGUCGACGCCGCCAGGAACCUCUGGGCGCGCGUCUUCUCCCCGUCCGUGGGUAAACCCGAGGCGGCGCCGCUCCCGGUCGUCGUGUACUGUCACGGUGGCGGUUUUGCGCUGCUCUCCGCGUCGUCCGCGCCCCUGGACGCCAUGUGUCGCCGCUUCUGCCGCGAGCUGGGCGCCGUGGUCGUCUCCGUCAACUACCGACGCGCGCCCGAGCACCGUCACCCCGCAGCCUACGAUGACUGCGCGGAUGUGCUCAGCUACCUUGGCACCGCGGGCCUCCCUGCCGACAUCGGCGUCCCGGUCGAUCUCUCCCGCUGCUUCCUCGCCGGGGACAGCGCCGGCGGCAACAUCGCUCACCACGUGGCCCACCGAUGGACCUCCUCGGCCGCUGUUGCUUCUGAUAACCCUGUCCGCCUCGCCGGCAUCAUCCUGCUGCAGCCGUACUUCGGCGGCGAGGAGCGCACGGAAGCAGAGCUGAGGCUGGAGGGCGUGGGGCCGGUGGUGAACAUGCGCCGCUCGGAUUGGUCCUGGAAGGCGUUCCUGCCGGAGGGGGCCGAUCGGAACCACCCGGCGGCGCAUGUGACCGGUGAGGCGUGUCCGGAGCCCGAGUUGCCGGAGGAGUUCCCGCCGGCGAUGGUGGUGGUUGGAGGGCUCGACCCGCUGCAGGACUGGCAGCGGCGGUACGCCGCCAUGCUGCAGCGGAAGGGGAAGGCGGUGCAGCUGGUGGAGUUUCCGGACGCCAUCCAUGGCUUCUACAUGUUCCCUAAGCUCCCCGACGCCGGGAAGCUCGUCAACGACGUUAAGAACUUCAUGGAAACCGCCACGUCCGACCAUUAAUCCGCUGUGUAGUCGACUCAGCUCGUAUGCAGCCUCGCCGGCGAGAGCUCCACAAGCGAGUUUGAGAUGAUCGCGGUGCAUGGAACAAAGCUUUUUUACGGAAUUGCUAAUUGUCAGCCGGAUGAAAAUAAUUCGUUUUCAUCUGUUUUUUCAGCCGCGAGAUCUCUGUCCUGAGAUUCGUGUUGGGUUUUUUCCGUUGGCUCAGUCGACUGCUUUUCCUUAUCGGGCCCGCUAAAUUUUCGAGGAGACCCGUUAUUUUCUCCUCUCCGGUGACACCGCCGGUCUUCCCUGUAGCUGCCUUUGUCCCUUCCCUUCUCAUUUCUAGCACGCAACCUUGAGUAGAGCUCAGAGAGAGGGAGAGACGCGGGUGAUCUGGAGCUCCCCUCCCCGCUCGAUUGAGUAGGUUGGUGGUCAGGCGGCCGGUGCUCUCCCACCCAGCUGCAUCGCCGCAGCUCACGCUCGAGGUGCAAAUGCUGAAAUCGAACACCCAGGAUAACUCUGGAGCUCCCUGUUCGUUUGAAUUCUCUUGGUCUCUUUUGUGUGGAUGUAGUGUUAGAUCCCCUGGCCGUUUUAGAUUUUCUCUGAAUUGUGUUAGCACUUUAUAUAGAGAUGCGGGUAGUGUUUAUUGUUGUGUUUCAGUAGGCAGUAAACUUACUAUUCUUGCUCUGUAAUUGUAGCCACAUUUAGGGUUCCAAAUCACAUUAAAGUUACCAAAUUACUUUAUUAUUUAGGUGUUGUAGUUUCAAUUUGGGUUAGUAGUUUCAGUUGUAAAUUUUCACCAAAGUUUUAGUAGAAUACUAUAUCACAGUGCAUGAGCUGUGCAUGUUUACAGUGUAAAUCUCUCUGUAAUUAUACUGUUAUUGGAGUGUAUUUUCACCGUAACUCAGUGGUAUAGUUUGUCUCCGUUUCAGCAUAAUUUCUAUGGAUUAUCAUUGUAAUUACAGUGCAUUAUAAUUUUAUUGUUUAGUGUAAAUCUCUUUUACCCUGUUUAUUAGACUGUAAUCUCCAGAGUAUCUUGCAGUAAGAAAUUUUAUUGCAAUUGCAGUGUAUUUUUCCAUUGUAUCUACGUUGUUAGUUUAAUUUCGGUGUAAUUACCCUAUCUUAUCAAUGAGUAUACACUGUAAAUCGCAGUGGAAUUUUAGUGUAAAUCUCAUUUUGUAAUUACUGUGUAUUUUCCAUUGUAACUAAAUUGGUUAGUGUAAUUUCAGUAUAAUUACCCUAUAUUGUUAGUGAUUAUACACCGUAAAUUGUAGUGGUAUUUAGUGUGAUUGCACUGUAAUUUGGGUGUGAUUUCACUGUAUGUUUAGUGUGAUUAUAGUGUAAUUCCACUGUAAUUUCAGUGUGACUACAUUGUACUUUCAGUGUGAUUACACUGUACUUCCGCUGUAAUUUCAGUGUGAUUACACUGUAAUUUCAGCGUAAUUAUAGUGUACUUCCACUGUAAUUUCAGUGUGAUUACGCUGUAUUUUCAGUGUGAUUACACUGUAUUUUCAAUGCGAUUAUACUGUACUUUCAGUGUGAUUAUAGUGUACUUCCACUGUAUUUUCAGUGUGAUUGCACUGUACUUUCAGUGCGAUUAUAGUGUACUUCCACUGUAAUUUCAGUGUGAUUACACUGUAUUUUCAGUGUGAUUGCACUGUACUUUCAGUGCGAUUAUAGUGUACUUCCACUGUAAUUUCAGUGUGAUUACACUGUACUUUCAGUGUGAUUAAAAUGUAAUUUCAGUGUGAUUACACAGUAAUUUCUGUGUGUGCCCUUGUUGUGUUUCCAUAUUUUAGGUUCGCUAGCUACCUCCCAAUAGUUUGUUAGCCUUCUUAGAUGUUCCUCCCUAGAGUUUUAUUUUCUUUGCUUAUCUGUUUUUGUUGUUGUCUUGCUUUAUGCUAAUCAAGCUUUUGUUUUCUUUUCAGGGUAUUGGAGUGUUGCCUGCUCAUUUUUAUUAGUUCUUUUUUCUAGUUUAUGUAUAAUAUCUCUUGGUAGGCUCCUUAGGGUUUCGUUCAAUGUAAUAUAUAUAUUUAGCUUAGUUGAUGUGAUUUAUUGUAUUUCUUCCGUAUUUGAGUCUUUAUACAUUUUGUAAAUUGCACUUCUAUGGCAGUGUUGUCAGUUGAUCAGUACAUGCCUUCAGUUAUUUGUUUA